AUGACAACUCACCCACAGAAAUUAACAUGUCCAUCCCGAAAUCCUAAUCUCGAAGUAGAGUUUAACAAACUAAACUUAAAUAAAACACUCAAGGACACAUCCGUUAAUACAGUAUCUUCGGUCGACAAGAUGGGUAUAGGAUCUAAAUCUGAAACGGCUGCUGAAAGUACAAGCAAUGAUAAAGUUGAAGAUCAGGAACUUGAAAACUUUGCUGAAAAACUAGAUAUCAAGCAAUUCGCAAAAAAUAUCGACGAAAUAAAGGGGGAGGAACUCGCUAAAAAUACUAUUGCGUAUCGUGAACUGCUCGAUACCAAAGCUUUUGAUUCUUCAAAAGGUAGCCAUGUAUUGAUUAUCAAUGGGAAAUUAAUCAAGUAUGGAGAUAAUGACCUUUCCUAUGAUGAAUAUGAUGAACUGCAGAAAGAACAUCCCGGAAGCUUUUACGUCCCUAUUAUUGAAAGAUUUGUUAUGGUUUGUGAUUCAAUUUAUUUACAUAAAAGGUCAUUGACAGAUAUUGAAAUGAUAUCUGUUAAUGCUCUAUUGACACCUUUGGGAGUACUUUUGCCAAACAUUAGACAACGAUUGCAUAGUAGCGUUGAAGGUUGGAAGUGUACAAGGAUCACUCAAGUUUCAAGACCUUGGUUGAUAUGCAUUGGCGAUGGAACUAACUGGUCCGACUGGGUCAAAACUAAAGAGAUUUACUCAUGGGCACCCAAUUCCCCAGCUGAUAUCACAUGUGGUCUAAUCGGUUACGAUGAUAACGUCUUCGAUCAACUACAACAAGUAUACGACGAAUGA
Messenger RNA from Funneliformis caledonium, 795 nucleotides. Lineage: Eukaryota; Fungi; Glomeromycota; Glomeromycetes; Glomerales; Glomeraceae. The record is from the annotation of a GenBank genome assembly.